Messenger RNA from Fusarium coffeatum, 912 nucleotides. RefSeq lists its product as uncharacterized. Lineage: Eukaryota; Fungi; Ascomycota; Sordariomycetes; Hypocreales; Nectriaceae. The record is from RefSeq and is a predicted model, not a curated record. The coding region runs from base 1 to 912 and encodes 303 amino acids. The transcript has 2 exons.
AUGGGUGCUAAAUCGGGCACUGCCCUCAAGUUCCUUCAAUGGUUCAUCCGUGGUGUCCAAUUCGCCUGCGCAGCUCUCAUCCUCGCCAUCUACUCGUACUUCCUAGCAACCCUACAUAACCACAAUCUCAAAAUCAGCGACACCAUCCGUGCUGUCGAGGGUAUUUCUGGAGUUGCCGUUCUCUAUACCGCCGCCGCUCUGCUCCUCCUGUGCUGCCUUGCCGGUCGUACUCUCUCAUCUUUCCUGGCUAUUAUUCUGGAUAUCGCCUUUAUCGGCGCUUUCAUCUACGUUGCUGUCGCCAACAAGGGUGGUGCCAGCAGCUGCACUGGAUAUCUCGACACUCCUUUUGGACGAGGAAAGGCUGCCAAUACUGCCGAGGGAAGUGAUGGCUUCACUGCCUUGCCGAGCUACCGUACCGCUUGCAAGCUACAGUCUGCUUGUCUAGCUGUCGCCAUCGUUGCCAUUAUCUUCUUCAUCUUGUCUAUUCUUACAGAGGUUGCCCUUGCCCGCCACCACCGCAAGGAGAAGCGCUUUGGCCCUAGUCCCGCCAACGACUACACCUCCGGCUACGGCGCCAAGGGUGGUUUCCUGGGUCGCCUUUUCCGUCGCCGCAAGACUGCUGCCGCCGGAGAAGGUCAUGAUCUGCCCGAACACACUCACCCUGAUCAGCUCGACACCUACCGCCAGAGUCAUGCAACUGACCGCACUGCUGUCAACAACUUCCCCGAUAACACCAACGCCUACAACAAGUAUGACAACGGUUUCAGCCAUCAGGACGAUACUCACGGACGUCAGGAUGGCUACGGCCAGAUUCACUAUCCCGAGCCUGAGUAUGGUGUCACUCACCCGCCUGCUCGCCAGGCUGAGAACCCAAACUACCGAUAUGAAGAUGGUGUCUACGACCGGGCUUAA